Molecule: messenger RNA, 2471 nt
Organism: Drosophila serrata
Lineage: Eukaryota; Metazoa; Arthropoda; Insecta; Diptera; Drosophilidae
Gene: trv
Product: trivet
Molecular function (GO): RNA binding
Source: RefSeq, a predicted model, not a curated record
GAAAGGAUAUUCGUUACAUUGUUGUUAAGUUGUUAUUAUAAUUUCUCAAACAAACCAACCAACCAACCAAAAGCAACCCAAAAGCAAACCGAAAGCCAACUGCUCGCUAAAGAGAAUUCAAAAUAUAAACCGAAAACGAAUAAAAAAUCGCCUUUGCGUGCUAGGUGAUUCUGCCUGGGAACAUAAUUUUAAAACCAAAUGAACUUUCCGAAAACAAAUUUCAUUGGUCUGUGAUAAGUGAAGGUCAAGCAAAAAGCAACAAGCGAAGAGAAAAUUUUUUAUGAAAACUAAAAAGCAACCACAAACGACACGAAGCGGAACAAAACCACAGAAAAGGCAACACCAACAUUUUCCAAAUUAGCAAAAUUGUAGAAAUUAUUUAAUGCAUCAAAUCGUUUGCGUAUAAAACUCGACAGCAGCAGCAGCAACAAAAGUGCGGUUUCACACAAAAAGGCGGUCAUUAAAACAAAAAGUAAAAACAAAAAAAGAAACCAAAACCGAAAACCUAGCCAAAUUAUAACACAAUUUAUUUAUAUCAUCAACUGCAAGGCGGCAGAGCAGGCAGCAGGCACUUCAUUAAGCAUCAAAGCGAGCUGCGUGCAACCGCAAAACGUGCAAAUUCCGCACCGCAGCAGCAACUAGGAACAGCAGCCACUAGCAACACGCAACCCAGCAGGCUCCCAGUGCAACUGUAGGCAGGAAAAUGUUGGCUAUGCCCACGCUGAUGAUGCCAGCCACUGCACAGAUGACGCUGAGCGCCGCCCACGGAAAGCCCUACGAGACAAAGCUGCUGGCCAUCCACCAGACGCACCUGCAGCAGCAGCAGCAGCAGCAGCAACAGGCGCCCCCCCAGCAGCAGCAGCAACAGCAACAGCAGCAGCAGUCGCUCAACGGCAAGCAGCAGGCACAGCAGCAGCCGCAGCAGAUGACCAUAGUCACCACCCAGCAGCAUCAGCAGCAGCAGCAGCAUCCCCAGUCGCAAUCGCCGCACCAGCAGCAGUCGCAACAGCAGGCCGCUGCUGCCGCCGCAGCAGCUGCUGCAGCUGCCCAUCACCAGCAGCAGCAGGCGGUGGCUGCCGCCGUUUGUGCCGCCCAGCAGCAGGCGGUGGUGGUGCAGCAGCAGCAGCAAUACCAGAUCCACUCGCAGCAGCAGUCGCCGCAGCAGCAGGUGCUCAGCAUCUCGCCCAAGCAGGAACAAUUCCACAUCUUUGUCGGCGACUUGAGCUCAGAAAUUGAAACUCAGCAAUUGCGCGAAGCAUUCACACCAUUCGGCGAAAUCUCUGACUGCCGCGUGGUGCGCGAUCCACAAACCCUGAAGUCGAAGGGCUAUGGCUUUGUGUCCUUCAUCAAGAAAUCGGAAGCCGAGAGCGCCAUUACGGCCAUGAAUGGCCAGUGGCUUGGCUCCCGUUCAAUUCGCACGAAUUGGGCCACACGGAAACCGCCGGCGAGUAAAGAGAACAUCAAGCCGUUGACCUUCGACGAGGUCUACAAUCAGAGCAGUCCCUCCAAUUGCACCGUGUAUGUGGGUGGCGUCAACAGUGCCCUCACCGCCCUCAGCGAGGAGGUGCUCCAGAAGACAUUUGCCCCCUAUGGGGCGAUACAGGAGAUCCGCGUUUUCAAGGACAAGGGAUAUGCCUUUGUGCGCUUCUCCACCAAGGAAGCGGCCACCCAUGCAAUCGUGGGUGUUCACAACACCGAGAUCAAUGCCCAGCCCGUGAAGUGCUCGUGGGGCAAGGAGAGCGGUGACCCCAACAAUGCCCAGACCAUCGCCACCCAGGCGCUGAACAGUGCCGCCGCCGCUGCCGCCGGCUUCCCGUACGGAUUGGGGGCCACAGCCGCUGCCGCUGCCUAUGGCCAACAGCUGGCCGCCACGGGCUGCUGGUACUCACCCACGCCCACCUACCAGGCCUCCUCGGCCACGGCGGCCGCUGUGACUCCAGCGGCGGCCAGUGCAGCCGCCGUGCAGAAUCAGUUCCUGCAGGGCAUCCAGGGAUACCACUUUGGACAAUACGGCGGAUACCAGCAGGGUUACAUGGGUAUGGGAGUGCAGAUUCCGGCCACCUGGCAGGGCGUCACCCAGGCACAGAUCUCACCUGCCCAGCAGAUGGCAACGGGCGUGGCUGGCACUGCCAUUCCGCAGGCCGCCGGUGUGGUGGCCUAUCCGAUACAGCAGUUCCAAGUGAGCCCACAGGCACAGUAAACGCAAAAUGCCAAAUACCGAAAUCCAAACCAAAAUUUUUAAGUACAGCUGCAAUUUUCUGAAACAGAAACAAAACCAAAUCGAGCUGUAAAUACAAUGCGAAGCGCAGACACACAAAUUGCAAAACAAUUGAUGGCAACUCGAAGUUUUGGCGAUUUUAGAGAGCUGCACACCCCAGAAACAAGCAAAAGCAAAGCCAGACAAAAGCAACAGCGAAUGCGAAACCCUAACCAAAGCUAAAUGAAAAUUAAACACAACCACGACACACACC